UCUACUUGUAAAAGUUUGGGCUGCAAUCCUCAAGGCAUUGCUGCUGACAGGCUUCGAUGCUUGGUUCCGCAAUACCGAAGAUCGGUGGUAAAAGCAAAGGCCUUAGAUACAACUGAAUGUGCUGCUAUGGUUAAUACCAAUUCCCGCAGAGACUUUCUUGGAUUGGCUUUGGGAAUCUCAAGCCUCUUUGUUGGUUCAUUGGAAGCCAAAGGAGCUGGUUUGCCCCCGGAAGAUAAGCCGAAACUAUGUGAUGAAGCUUGUGAGAAGGAGCUUGAAAAUGUGCCUAUGGUAACUACUGAAUCAGGUUUGCAAUACAAGGAUAUUAAAGUUGGACAAGGUCCUAGUCCCCCAGUUGGAUUUCAGGUAGCAGCUAAUUAUGUAGCAAUGGUUCCUUCUGGACAAGUAUUUGAUAGGAAAAGAAGCGAAAGAUCAAUGCAGAAAAGAAGAGGAAAGAGCUCGAGAAGGAGAGAGCGAAGGAUGAACUUCUGACGAGAAAGCUCCAGAGAGAGGAAAGACGAGUGAGAUACCGUGCGCAAUGUGGUAUGAA
This is a messenger RNA of Arachis ipaensis, 547 nucleotides long. Lineage: Eukaryota; Viridiplantae; Streptophyta; Magnoliopsida; Fabales; Fabaceae. The record is from RefSeq and is a predicted model, not a curated record.